AUGUGUGGUAUCUUACUUCAUUAUUCAGCAACAGACGACUUCUCAGCGAAUAAAUUCAAGUUAACAGAUGGUGAAACAUCCAAAUAUCGAAAUUUAAUACUUGAUGUCAACUACCAAAUCGAAUCAUCUGGAAUAAUAUCCCCUACUUUUGCGAACAUUGCACCAAAGGUAUAUGACAGAGGCACUGAUUUUUGUUCUUAUAAGGCUUUGAAGCAUGUUGAAAUGUUCUCAUCCGUUCUUUCAUUGAGGCACCCGCUCACUAGGCAACCGUACACCGAAAAGAAAAGCAGGUUUAUUCUACAGUUUAACGGAGAGCUAUAUAAUGAAGAGAUCCAACCAGAGGAGAACGAUGUUCAAUUUGCCCAUAAGCUUCUACAGGAAAAUGAUGGUGAUGUGAUAAAGACUGUGCAUUAUCUAGAUGGAGAAUUUGCAUAUUGUAUUACUGAUGUUGAGGACCACAAGAUAUAUUUCGGAAAAGAUGUUUUAGGACGAAAAUCUCUACUAUAUGGACUUUCAGAAGAUAACAGUGAGCUCUAUGUGACCAGUUGCCUGCCAGACAAUGCUAGCCUUUUGAAGCAGUACACUUUUCAUGAAUGUAAGCCUGCUGUUGUGUAUGUAUACGACACGAAAUUGAAGCAUUUAUCCGAAAUCGAGCAGCAGUCUUUAUCCGAGGACAAUUUUCAUGUCAAUGCAGAUUGGGAAAGUAACACCAGCCGUACAGAAGAGCAAGUUAAUAACAUUUUGGACUCGCUUCAAAAUUCACUUGAAGAGUCCAUCCGCAAAAGAAUAUUUACCGUCUUCCCUGUUCAAAAGGCAAAAGCCAAUUAUGCCAUACUAUUUAGUGGGGGAAUAGAUUGUACAUUAUUGGCUGCAUUCUGUGCACUGCUUUCCAUAAAAAGCGAUCUCAGCCCUAAAAUUGAUUUGCUUAACGUCUCUUUUUCGAAUUUACGAGCAGGAACAGAUCCAUCGCAAACACCUGACAGGAAACUUGCAGUGAAAAGCUGGAAACAUCUUCAAGCAAAGUACGCAUCGGUCCAAUUUAACCUGAUCGGGAUAAAUAUUACAUAUGAAACCUAUCUAGAGCACAAGGCCAGGAUUACCAAUCUUAUGUAUCCCAAAGACACUGUGAUGGAUUUGUCAAUUGCCGCUGCUUUUUACUUUGCAUCUAGCGGUUAUGGAAAUAUCGUCAACCCUGAUGGAUCUAGAACAUCAUACACUAGCGAUUGUAAGGUUCUCCUAAGUGGAUUAGGAGCAGAUGAGCUAUUUGGCGGCUAUACGCGCCAUGAAAGAGUUUUCACCGGGAUAUCGAAUCAGCGAAAAAGAAACUUGAAAAACAAGCCGCAAAAAGACACCACACAUUAUGAUGUAGAAAAGGAUUUGGUACCUAAAUUGAGGGAUGAGCUUCAGCAUGAUCUUUCUAAUUUAUAUAUCCGGAACAUGGCUCGGGAUGAUAGAGUCAUAUCUUGCUGGUCGAAAGAAGUUAGAUAUCCAUACUUGGACAUGCAGUUUGUUCGUUUCUCUAGUGAAAAGGUUCCACUCGAUUUGAAGUUACACUAUGAUAAUGCAUCUGGUGAGAUUACCCGAAAAUAUGCACUCAGACUGCUCGCUUUAAAAAUCGGCCUUGAUUGGGUUGCAGGAGAACCAAAAAGAGCCGUUCAGUUUGGUGCAAGAAGUGCCAAAAUGGAGAUGGGCUCAAGUCAUGUGAAGGGGACAGAUAAAGCAUGA
Messenger RNA from Brettanomyces bruxellensis, 1725 nucleotides. RefSeq lists its product as uncharacterized. The record is from RefSeq and is a predicted model, not a curated record. Gene Ontology annotation, molecular function: asparagine synthase (glutamine-hydrolyzing) activity. Lineage: Eukaryota; Fungi; Ascomycota; Pichiomycetes; Pichiales; Pichiaceae. The coding region runs from base 1 to 1725 and encodes 574 amino acids. The transcript has a single exon.